Messenger RNA from Paracoccidioides brasiliensis Pb18, 213 nucleotides. RefSeq lists its product as uncharacterized. The transcript has 2 exons. Bases 1 to 213 code for a protein of 70 amino acids. The record is from RefSeq and is a predicted model, not a curated record.
AUGGCUCGUCAUCAAAUGAUUCCCGGAACUGAUAAAACUGAGUGCCAAAUGUUGAAACUCUCCAGAAAACGCCAGGCUCCUGAAGGCAAAGGUCAAGCGAGUCAAGAGAGAGCAACAAGAACAACAACUGAAAUCCUACCGGAGGAGCGCACGUCUAAGCAGAAAAACUGCAUCUGCAUCUAUAUGCACACUUCUUUCAAUAUGGCUGAAUGA